Molecule: messenger RNA, 3377 nt
Organism: Anopheles nili
Lineage: Eukaryota; Metazoa; Arthropoda; Insecta; Diptera; Culicidae
Gene: Ube3a
Product: ubiquitin-protein ligase E3A
Exons: 6
Coding region: 1-3126 (1041 amino acids)
Biological process (GO): protein polyubiquitination
Molecular function (GO): ubiquitin protein ligase activity
Source: RefSeq, a predicted model, not a curated record
AUGAACGCUCCACAAGAAGAAAACCAAUCGGAUGACGAUUCCAGAAUCGAUGACGAAUCGUCUUCUACAGGAAGCCAACCAAGCCAAAAAGAGGAGAGGAAUAACAAAAGGCCGACAAAGCAAACUAGCCAUACAACAGGAUCUUCACCGCUGGCCUCAUCAUCCAGAACUCUAAAUCGAGCAACUCGGGCGGAUACUGCUGCCCGAACCGAAGAACAAGAAAUGAAACGUGCCUCAGCGAAACAGCUUAUCGAACGAUAUUUUUACCAAUUGAUGCAAGGUUGUGGAAAUACUAACUGCUGCAACAAACACUGUGCCUCGAGUGGAAAGGUUGCCCAAUUGACACCGAACGCUGCUGCGGCGCAGGCAAUACAGCUUUUCUCACAAGAGGCACCACUUUGUUCGGAGUCUCAACCCUCGAAAGUAAUUAAAACGGACAAUUCUAGUGGGGCUAGUAGUAGCUUCACCUCUAUCUCUCCAUCUGCGGCCCAAGGGACGAGUAAUGGUCCAUUGCUACGUUCGCGGUCGCAUUCGUCUAGAGAUGACUCGAUCUUGUCCGAAGAAAAGAACAAAGGCACAGAACGAAUGGUGUGCGACAGAACAUUUGACGAAGAUUCCAUAGUAGAUACUGCAAGUGAGAAGAGAAUAGAAAAACGCAUGCCUUCCAAAAAAGAUCAGCCCCAUGAACACGGCGUGAAAAGUAGCACCAAUACUAGUGAUCAACCAGCAGCAGAUGUUGUAUCGGCUGGUGUUUCGGUGUCAAACAACAAUACUGUCGGUUCCAGGGGAACGAUAGCUAAAGCGGAAACGGCUGAGUAUCUAGACGAGAAAAUACUACAAGAAUUAUCUGAAAAGUGCACUCUUGAAUCCUCGGAUGCGUUGCUCAUACGUAAGCUUGGUGCAGUGUUUUCUUCAUAUCGUAAACUAGCUGCUAGUUUCCAGUUCAGUUCAGCAACAUCCAGUAUCGAUAGGGUGCUAGCACGUGCCCCUCCCGGCGAUUUACGUAACAUGAAAAAAGAGGAUUUACGUUCUCUAGAGGGAGAUUUGGAUAAGGAUGAGGACAGUAAAGCACCUCCGGAAUCGUUUCAGGAUGUGUCCGAUCCAGCUCACACCUCAGUUGACGUGGAAUCAAUCAGGCGCUCGAUGAAAGUGCUAUACUCUGGCCGUCCGUCCGUGUUCGGGCCAAUCAACAAUGCGCUUGAACUGCUCGGACAAACCCUUUCAAGGGAUUUACAUGUUGGGCUAACUACCAACGAAGAUUUGGAAUUGGCUAUUACAGCUUUCGUUAUAGCAUUCGAAACCCUGCUCAUUGGAUCUGCAGACUGUUUGGAGGGAUCAUUUCCUCGGAUUUGCGCUGCCGUAACCCACCUGCCCGUUUGGGCUCAGUGCCGAUUGGUGCGUAUAUGGGCACAGCACUGCCAAGAGAGCAUCCAUCCACUGCUGCAGCAACUUCAGCAGCUAAUAACCAUAUCAACUCUUUCGAUUAAUUCAUACCGACACGCUCGUAUUCAAGAACACGAUGUGGUGUGUAACGCAACGAAAACUAUGAAGUUAGUGUAUUAUUCAAACAUUCUGGCGGGUGAGCUAGAACCAAAGCAUUAUCGGGAGUUAGACUUACGGGACACGUCGCAACAAUCUUACGUUCCGCUGUACCCGGAAAAUGAUGAAAUAAUGAUGAUCGUAGAAGAUCGCGGGACGCGUCAGAAGAAACUGGAAGAUCCGCUGGUUAAGGAACUGGAUGUGAAUCCGCUUGACUGCCGAAAACCGUUGGUGCCAUACGAGGAAUUCUACAAUGAACUUCUUUGCGAUGUCGUUGAGAUGGACCACGAUUACCUAGUAUAUAAGAACAUUGCGUCGGUUGAGAAUGGUGGAAUUUCGUUGCUCGGAAAUGACCCAUCGAAACAGUUUUGCUUCAUGCAAUACGCUUUCAUUUUGACGCCAAUCACGAAAACGCGUGCACUCUACUAUGACUCGCGCAUCCGCAUGUACUCCGAGCGGAGGCUUAGCAUUAUGCAUCAACAGCGCCAAAAUAGCAGUAGUCUCCAGGCGAUGAAUCCUUACCUUAAUCUGAAGAUUCGGCGUGACCACAUCAUCGACGACGCAUUAGUCGAGCUGGAGAUAAUCGCCAUGUCAAACCCGAAGGAUCUCAAAAAGCAGCUUGUGGUAGAGUUCACUGGCGAGCAAGGCAUCGAUGAAGGUGGUGUGUCGAAAGAGUUUUUCCAACUUAUAAUUGAAGAGAUCUUCAACCCAGACUAUGGCAUGUUUGUGACGAACGAAGAUUCUGCGACGGUUUGGUUCAAUUCCAUUUCGUUCGAAAAUGAGGCGCAGUUCACCCUGAUUGGCAUUGUUCUGGGGUUGGCCAUAUAUAACAACAUCAUUCUUGCGGUGAAUUUCCCCAUGGUGGUAUAUCGAAAAUUGAUGGGAAUGAAGGGAUCGUUCCUCGAUCUGAAAGAUCUUAAUCCGGUCCUGUUCAACAGCUUGCAGUCUUUGCUCGAUUACACCGACAGCGAUAUGGAGGAGGUGUUUAUGCAAACGUUUAAGAUUGGCUACCACGACGUCUUUGGGAAUAUGCUCGAGCACGAGCUGCGACCGGAUGGUGACAAGAUAUUCGUUUCGCAGGACAACAAACAAGAGUUCGUGGAGCUGUACAGUGAUUUUCUGCUAAAUCAAAGCGUGGAGAAACAAUUCAAUGCGUUCCGGCGUGGCUUUCAAAUGGUAACGGACGAAAGCCCGUUGCAUCUUCUUUUUAGACCGGAAGAAGUGGAGCUCAUCGUGUGUGGUAGCAAGGAGUUUGAUUUUAACGAGCUCGAACAGUCCACCGAAUAUGAAGGCGGCUUCACUGUUGAUUCGCAAACAAUUAAGGAUUUCUGGUCCAUCGUGCACGGUCUUUCGAUGGAAGCAAAACGUAAGCUGCUUCAAUUCACCACAGGUUCUGAUCGCGUUCCUGUCGGUGGUUUAAGUCGGUUAAAGUUGGUGAUUGCUCGCAACGGCUCUGAUUGCGACCGACUGCCAACGAGCCACACGUGUUUCAAUGUGCUGCUGCUUCCUGAGUAUGACUCUCGGGAAAAGCUGGAGGAACGACUGCUCAAGGCGAUAAAUUAUUCGAAAGGAUUUGGAAUGCUUUAGAGUACUCAUCGCUGGUACAAACUUCACCUCAGCUGUUCAUUCUAUGCUCCAAAAGAGACCGCUCAUCCAUGGCUCAAAACGUUUUGCGGAAAUUUUUCUAUUAAAGAAACCCCUUUGGACUGUUUUACAAUGUUUUUAGUUUUGGUUUCAUAAGAAAAUACCAAGCAAUUGGACCAAGUCGAAUCUCUAUACUUCCCAUGAAUGUUUUCGUUUUGUUUCAGAAAUGUGAAUAAGAAUUAAUAAAUAUCGUG